CUCUAAUAGAGUGGACUCGUUGUGAAGGUAGUCACGAGUUUUCCCGAUCGUCACCCGAACACAUCCCGACUCAUUCGAUCAGUCGAACGCUUAGUAGGACCUACUUAACCUAAUGAAUGCAUUCGUAUUUCUGCUGUAUCUUCGGUUACUCUUUAUUUCAGUAAAUUUUUGUUUCGUUAGUUUUUUUUGUUACAAUUGACUAUAAUUUUUUUCUGGUAUAACUUGUUUAUUCGACAUGUUAGUGAUAGACUACUAAGUAUAGUGAUUUUCUAGUGUGUGUUAUUGUGCGAUAGAGACGCUUAAAACAAUUACUUGUUAAGUGACAUUUUUGACAUUUUUCCAAGAUGUCAAAACCAAUAAAAAGAUCUUUUAGUUCUGAGGGUCGCGUACCCAGACGUGAUUGGAGCGCGAGGCUCAGUCUACGCAGCCGCAGUGGUCGCAGUAUGGACACCUUGCGCGGCCGUCGCACUGCCUCGCUGAGAUCCUCUGCCGUUUCGGCCAGUGUUGACCAAUCACCGCCUGCUAUCGCACCCCGCCCUUCUACGUCAUUCGGCGAAGCACAAACUGUUAAGAAGUCUAACUGGGAAGUUAUAGAACAUUUCUCAGCUAGCAAGGCUCCAGCGACGGUGGAGGCGGACGGCGUACCCAUCGCAUCGUCACUUGCGCUGCCGCUAUGCCCCGCAGGAAAACCCAAUGUGGACGCCCAGCCUCUACUUGCAGAUGAUCCCGGUGGAGAUAGUGAUGCAAUCACGAUUGACUUAAGCGACGAUACUGAGGGGCGCAAUUGCUGCGAUGACUGCAUUGACAACUGCCCAGGACCAGCACACACUUUGUGUGUAUCGCAUCGAUUUAAGAACCUUAACGUGGAAAUGCUGUACCAGCGAUAUUUCCUACGUAUGAACCAAUCCAAUAUCACGGCUGUACUUGGACUAUUGCUAGGAUUUUCUGUGGGAAUUGUAGCAGUUCUAGGGCGAUAUAUAAUCAUCGCUUACCAGAACGAAAGUCCAGAGGUCCCUAUAACCCUCACAAGUAUUACCAUCGUGGAACCGGAUCCUUACAAUCACUUGUACUCGGUAUCGACGGUGGCACCUGACACGUCCAUCACGAGUGCAACAGACUUCUCAGCUCCGAGUGAGUACCAGGAGGCACAGAAACUUUUCGAGGAGAAGCGUUUGGCCCACAUCAUCAACGUGGUAUUUUUCACAAUCGCCGGCUUCAUUUAUACAUCUCUGCUUGCGUGCUUAAGCCGACCGGCAAUGAAUGAAAUAUACCUGCUGAGCAUCUCCUACGUAGUUCUAGCGACCUUUCUGCUUACUGAAGUUUCUCUGUGGGGCACAGCUAUAUUCAGGUCUGUAGAUGUGAGCAUUGGAAUCUGCUCACUCUUUACUUACUUGACGUAUGCUACUCUUCCACUGAGGAUGUACGAGGCAGCAAGCGGCGGUUUCACCCUUGGACUCAUCAACAUUGUCGCUCAACUCAUCGUAGGCCGGUCUUCCGGUGAGGUGAUCUUUUGCAACCUGAUUUCGUUACUGGCAGUUAACUUCGCCGGCAUCAUGACUCAUUACCCCCGUGAAAUGGCACAGCGUCGGGCAUUUCUGGAGACAAGGGAAUGUGUCGAGGCACGUCUGGUCACCCAACGUGAGAACCAACAACAGGAACGCCUGUUGCUGUCAGUGCUUCCUCGCCACGUUGCCAUGGAGAUGAAAGCAGACAUCGCAAGCCAGCCACGACAGGAGCAAUUUCACAAGAUAUACAUCCAGAAAUAUGAGAACGUUAGCAUUCUCUUCGCCGACAUCUGUGGAUUCACAUCUCUAUCAGAUCAGUGCAGUGCCGAAGAACUGGUGCGACUUCUCAACGAGCUGUUUGCCAGAUUUGAUCGCCUCGCAGCGGAACAUCAUUGCCUUCGCAUCAAACUUCUGGGAGACUGCUACUACUGUGUGUCGGGUCUUCCGGAGGCACGUGAAGAUCACGCCAAAUGCUGCGUCGAAAUGGGCUUGGAUAUGAUUGAUGCUAUCGCAUUGGUGCGAGAGGUGAUGGCUGUGAACGUGAACAUGCGCGUCGGGAUCCACACUGGCCGGGUUCACUGCGUGGUGCUGGGACUACGGAAGUGGCAAUUCGAUGUUUGGUCCAAUGACGUCACUCUUGCCAACUACAUGGAAAGCGGUGGAGUAGCCGGGCGCGUUCAUAUCACUAAAGAGACUCUGGCAUGUCUUGGGGACGAUUACAAGGUAGAGCCGGGAAACGGUGGGGAAAGGAACGCAUAUCUGAAGGAUCACAAUAUCGAAACUUAUCUUAUUGUACCCGAUGACACCAGCAGAGUGGACAAGCGGCCGCAGCAGAGCUUCUCGCUGAACGGGAACAUAUCAAAAGAGAUGCGGGUUAUGGGUCACGGAUCACAGCACGGAAAACACUCGUCAAAGUCGGGGGCUGACGCUAACAAUGAAAAUAAGAAUCCUGAAGACGAAGUAAAUGAAUAUUUGAUGAAAGCCAUCGACGCGCGAUCCAUCGAUAGACUGAGAGCUGAGCACUGUCGACCAUUUACGCUCACCUUCAGGGAUAAUAGUAUGGAACUUAAGUACUCUAAAGAAACGGACAGGAUGCUGACAAAAUAUUUCAUGUGCUCAAUAAUUGUCUACGUUGCAAUAUUGAUCAUUCAGUUAAUUGUUUUCAACGGGACGCCCUUCAGAUACUUCACGAUGUUUUUAUGCGCUCUUCUCAUCGCCGUAGUGAUUUAUAUUGUUCGGUGCACAGAAAUUCCGUUCAUCCAUCCGAAACUGAAAAAUUUGUCGGAGAAAGUCCACCAUAAUAGGAAGGUUGCGCAGCUUAUGUCAUUUUUGGUCGUCACUGCUGUUGUGGUACAGAUUGAAAUUAUAAUGGGGCUUCAUUUGUUAAGCAGCAAUGAUUCACCAAAUGUCACUGACGAUACGAAACUCUGCCCGAUGAACAUUAAUGAGAACUACUUACAACUUUCACUGCUCGCGAUGUUUCUAUGCGCAGUGCAUCAAGUUCUCAUCACAAUGUUGAAAACAUUACUUCUGUUUAUAAUCAGCGCGAUGUAUAUUGGGAUAACAAUAAAGAAGUAUAUGGAUGGGGAACUGAACAAUCCAAACCAAGCAUGUGCUGGAGAUUGGAGCCAGGAUUUGAUGAACAUUGUGGUUGCACUGAGCACCAUGGUGGCAUUAGUCUUGCACUCUCAGCAAACGGAGAGUACUUACCGUCUGGACUUCAUUUGGAAAUUGCAAGCAACUGAUGAAAAAGAGGAAAUGGAACAUCUUGAAGCGUAUAACAGAAAAUUGCUUGCAAAUAUCUUGCCCGAGCACGUGGCACAACACUUCCUGUGCAGCGACAAGAAUUUUGACGAACUCUACCACGAGCAAUGUGAGUCAGUAUGCGUAAUGUUUGCGUCGAUUCCAAACUUCUCCGAGUUCUACGUAGAGCUGGAGGGCAACAACGAAGGCGUCGAAUGUCUCAGGCUCCUGAAUGAGAUAAUAGCCGAUUUCGAUGAGAUACUGGCAGAGGAAGAGUUUAAGUAUAUUGAGAAGAUAAAGAGCACGGGCGCUACAUACAUGGCCGCAUCAGGGUUGACAGCGGCCACAAGGGAUCUUCGCGGAUUCCGUCACGUAACGGCCAUGGCAGACUACGCCUUACGGCUUCGAGAACAGCUGCAAUACGUCAAUGAGCACUCAUUCAAUAAUUUUCGAAUCAGAAUAGGCAUCAAUAUUGGCAACGUGGUGGCCGGUGUGAUUGGAGCUCGUAAGCCACAGUACGACAUCUGGGGUAACGCUGUCAACGUAGCCUCUAGAAUGGACUCCACUGGAGUGUUGGAUCAUAUACAGGUGACGCAAGAGGUAUAUGAUAUUCUAUCUAAGCGAGGAUAUAAGCUCCGUUGCCGCGGUACUGUUGACGUGAAAGGCAAGGGCAACAUGGUCACAUACUUCCUCGACGGUAUUGGAGAAACUACACUGCCCAGCACUUCGGAGGAUAUCUACUCGAACCCUACACCAUCAACAUCAGGUAUCAAUACUAAGUCUGGUAUGGGUGGUGAUAAACCUGAACAAAGACAUUUGGGUACUCUGAUAGAAGGACAAGUUGAUGAAGACCCGACAUCCCCUGAGACUUCGAAUCCAAAAGAAGAGGACAGCGAAACUACCAGCCCUAGAAGAAAUGAAAAUACAAAUUUUGUCGAAAGUGUAACACACGCGUUACGUGCAAGAGACAUAAGAGAGAAGCAGAGACCUCGCUCAUUCGCUGAUGAUCCGAAUUUGCCGGCAUUCAUUAGCCUUCUAAAUAAGAAAGCACAAUCAGCAGAUGUCUGCAUGGUUGAAUAUACUAAUGAGGUAUCAAAGCCGAACAAGUCACUCACAGACAUCAGCGAACCUGUGGCUGGACCAAGUUGCAGCAGCCAAAAUGAGCAGCCAGUUAGAAGACAGAUUCCCCAGCACGCUGUGAGUCUUAUCGACUUUGUAAUGCACUAUAAGCCCAAAUGUGACGAAUCACCAUUGAACAUAACCGAAAACCCUAUGGAUAUUGAUUAA
This is a messenger RNA of Leptidea sinapis, 4535 nucleotides long. Its product is annotated as adenylate cyclase type 6-like. The coding region runs from base 345 to 4535 and encodes 1396 amino acids. Gene Ontology annotation, molecular function: adenylate cyclase activity. Gene Ontology annotation, cellular component: plasma membrane. Lineage: Eukaryota; Metazoa; Arthropoda; Insecta; Lepidoptera; Pieridae. Gene Ontology annotation, biological process: intracellular signal transduction; adenylate cyclase-inhibiting G protein-coupled receptor signaling pathway; cAMP biosynthetic process. The record is from RefSeq and is a predicted model, not a curated record. The transcript is spliced from 30 exons.